This is a messenger RNA of Chenopodium quinoa (quinoa), 2355 nucleotides long. RefSeq names its product probable E3 ubiquitin-protein ligase ZFP1. Bases 484 to 2091 code for a protein of 535 amino acids. The record is from RefSeq and is a predicted model, not a curated record. Gene Ontology annotation, molecular function: ubiquitin protein ligase activity. The transcript is spliced from 7 exons. Lineage: Eukaryota; Viridiplantae; Streptophyta; Magnoliopsida; Caryophyllales; Amaranthaceae.
UGUACAACUUACGAAGGCAACUACUUAAAAUUCAAAUCAAAAUACUCUUUCUUUCAUUUUCCUUUUCCUUUUCCUUUUCCUUUUGCCUUUGGUCUUCUCUUCUAUAUUCGUGUGAAUCAACCAACUAACCCCACAAGUCCACAACACAACACAACACAUUGAACACAACACAAUUUCCUUUCUUUUUAUUUCUUUGACAACUCUUUCUUUAUUUCCAUCGCCUCAUUCAUUCAUUCUUCUUCGGCAACCUUACCAACAAUUUUUACUCUCUCCCCUUUUUCUCUCUCCUCUUUUCAACCGCAUGCUAACCGUUUGAUUCAUUCAUCGCUCUACUUCUCUUUAUCUAAGAUUUUGAUCCUUUUUGGAGAUUUGCCUGAAAGUUGGUCUAGCAUUUAUUGUUAGAAAUUCUUCUGUUAUGCUUCCAGGCUAUAUUUAUUUUCUGAUUGGGUCUUAGGCUAAGUCUCUGCUGUACUUGAUGUGAUUAUGGCACACAGACACAUAUACAAUACAUCACAGAUAUUUGAGGCUGAUGCCGAUCAACCCUGGAAUCUUACUGAAGAUCCAUAUCUUCACUUUGCAAGACCUAGUUCUGCAGAAAAUGCCCCAAUAUUUCAUCCCAUGGAGAAUGGACCUGUAGAUCGAGUUCAUUAUGUUUCUCCAUGGAAUCCUGCUACAAGAUUAAGUGGAUACUCUUCGUCAAGCCAGAUGGUGAAUGCACCCCAUUAUCAACCUGAUUCUUCUGACCCUUCUCGUGAUUCUAUGCAUCCAUCUGCUGGUGGAAAUGCCUUCAUGGUUCCAGAAAAUCAUGUUCAUCAUGCAUCUUCCUCAAAUUAUGGAGUUGAAAACAACUUUUUUGAUCUUUCAAUGAGCAAUGGAAGGGGUCCGUAUAAAAGGAAAAGCCCUGGGAUCCCUUCUAUGACUGAAAGGGGCAGCUCAAGCAGAUAUUAUUGUGCUGGAAGUUCAUCUGAUGUGUCAUCAUCAUCAGAUUUGCGUCAGGAAAAAUCAACUGUGGAUGCUCAACAUAAUCACUGGGAAUCACUGGCUGUUCCUGCCAGUUACAGAACCAAUCAACUUUCAAUUGGAAAUGAAACCUCUAUGAGGAAUGUGAGAAGCCGAUCCACAUUGGACUUGGAGUCAGAUGUUUAUAGGACCCAUCUCCCAACUAAUUAUCCUCACCAUCCCAGUUCGAGUAGACUUCCAAUUGAUCAUCCUGGCAUAGUUGAUUCAAAUCCAAACCCUAGUGUUCCUUUACCUGAAUGGACGCCUAUUCAUGUAUCUGGUGCUCCUCAUGGAAGGACUAUAAGUAAUUUGAGUCAUGAGAGUAAUCACUUCUUUCCUGGAAGCAGCAUAGCAAACUCUUCUGGAGAUAUGCCAGGAUAUCACCAUGAACAUAUUGCCAGCAGAAAUUCUCUUUCACAAAAUUUGCAUCCUACUCCAUCCCAUACACGGGGAGUUCGAAGUAGCUAUUCACACAGGUCCACUCCUAAUGGUAGAGUUUCAAUGGGCAAUAUGCGUGUGAGCCAUGUGGCUCCUCCUGAUGAAGGUCUUCAGUUGCCCGGAGAGGCUCACUCAGCAAGACAUCCAAGACAAUUUGGCCCUGUAGGAUGGCGCAAUGGUGACAGGAGUGGUAGAUCUAGGCUUUCUUCAGAGAGAUAUCGUUUGCUUUCUGAGGAUGCUGGCGUCCAUGAUCGCCUGACACCUGAGGGUCUGAUGGUUGUUGACCGUUCUUCCCUAUAUGGUUCAAGGAGUUUUUUGGAUCAACAUCGAGACAUGAGACUAGAUGUAGACAACAUGAGCUAUGAGGAAUUGCUUGCACUUGGAGAGAGGAUUGGAAGUGUCAACACUGGGUUGCAUGAAGAUCAAUUGCCCAAGUGUGUGACAGAGACUGUAUACUGUUCAUCAGAUCAGGUGCAGGAAGAAGGAAGAUGUGUAAUAUGCCUGGAGGAAUAUAGGCAUAUGGACGAUGUUGGAACCCUUAAAGCUUGCGGCCACGAUUAUCAUGUCAGCUGCAUCAAGAAAUGGUUAUCUAUGAAGAAUGCAUGUCCAAUUUGCAAGGGCCCAGCUUUGCCAGAAAAUACAGCUGAUAAAUAAGCUAGAGCUGCAUGGUAGAGUUUGACAGUACCCCAUUCUUUGUAAAUAUGUUACACAUGUAACAGUGGUAACUUUCCUCAAAUGAAGGAAUUUCAUGUAGGUAUAUUAAGGUUAUGCUUAGUGGAUUGAUCAAGAACAGAAAAAAAGUAAGUUUAUUUUAGUGUUUAAUGUUAGUCUUUUCUGUUGGGACUAAUCUAUAUUUGCUGAUAAUAAUAGUCAUUCUGUUUAUAAAUUCAAUGCUACCAUUCUAGGGAUGCUUUUGUU